UCAUCGCUUGGAUUCUAACUGCCAACUUUCCCCAACUUUUGCCUCCUCACCUGCACCUGCUCAUCGCCGCCUUACCACUGCUGCAGCCGUAGCAGCAGCUGAAGGAGCAGCAGCAGCAGCAGCAACAACAGCGGCAGCAGCAGCAGUGGCAGCAGCAGCAGCGACAGCAGCAGCAACAGCAACAGCAGCAGCAGCAGAAGGAGCAGCAGCAGCAGCAGCAGCAGCAGCAGCAGCAGCAGCAGCAGCAGCAGCAGCAGCAGCAGAAGGAGCAGCAGCAGCAGCAGCAGUAUCUACAGCCAUCCCCAUCCUCUCCUCCCCUUUGAGCCGCCGCGGGUCCACCCGCCGCCGCUCCCUCCCGGCCACCGCGGGUCCACCCGCCGUCGCCUUCCUCCCACUCCGUUCACACAGCCGCGUCGUGGCGGGCGCCCACGUGGCGGCCGCACCAACCCUCAGGGAGGGGGUGGAGGUGGCGGUUGUGGGGGCAGCGGAGCCGGCGGCGGUGGUGGCGGGGUCGAGGGUGGCAGCAGUGGUGGUGGUGGAGGCAGUGGUGGCUCAUCUGGUAGCCGUGGUGGCCGCCCUGGCACUCUCCCCCCAUUGAUUUCCAGUACCCCGUGUCUU
Molecule: messenger RNA, 618 nt
Organism: Closterium sp. NIES-67
Lineage: Eukaryota; Viridiplantae; Streptophyta; Zygnematophyceae; Desmidiales; Closteriaceae
Source: the annotation of a GenBank genome assembly